Messenger RNA from Fusarium mangiferae, 324 nucleotides. RefSeq lists its product as uncharacterized. NCBI's taxonomy places the organism in Eukaryota, Fungi, Ascomycota, Sordariomycetes, Hypocreales, Nectriaceae. Bases 1 to 324 code for a protein of 107 amino acids. The transcript has a single exon. The record is from RefSeq and is a predicted model, not a curated record.
AUGACGAUUAUCUGGACCUUUGGCACCCUGUUGAAGGAUUCGACGAGCUUGAACACCGCUGGAAGUUGUUCUCGUCGGCUGCUCUUCGCUAUGCUGUGCUCUGGGGCGACUACAUCCGACAGCCAUAUCUUUGAAAUCAUGAACGCUCAGGCCAAGGCUUAUUUCCCUGAAGCCCUCUACCUAUACAGCCACUUUGUUCCACAACUCCCCAUCGACGACAACCAAGACAUAAAUGCUAGCUCGGAAGAGAGCGGAUAUGACGCCAAGUCUGUCAACCAGGAGAGCCCUGGCGUCUGCUCUUUGGAUAAUGGACUCGGGCGAUGA